GCAGUUGUAUUUUAACUAACUAAACAACAUGAAGUUUCUGAUCAUUCUUGCUUUGGCUGUGGCCGCGUCUGCUUUCCCCGAAAGCGAGCUGGUCCAUCGCCACCGUGUGAUGCCAGUUCUAGACAACAUUGAAGGCCGUAUAACCAAUGGCCAGCAGGCUAGCGUUGGCCAAUUCCCAUACCAGGUGGGUCUAUCCCUCAAAAUUUCUCCUAUUUCCUCCUCCUGGUGUGGUGGCUCUCUGAUUGGUAACACCUGGGUACUGACCGCUGCUCACUGUACCGAAGGCAUUCAGUCUGUGACCGUCUAUCUGGGCGCUACUGUCCGCACCUCACCCGAGGUUAGCCAGACCGUUUCCAAGUCCAACGUCAUCAUUCACUCCGGCUGGAACACCAAUACUCUGAAGAACGAUAUCUCCCUGAUCAAGAUCCCCGCUGUUGCCUUCUCCAGCAGAAUUCAAGUCGUCAAGCUACCCGCCAUUGCCAGCUCGUACUCCACCUAUGAGGGUUCCACUGUUAUCGCUUCUGGCUGGGGCCUAACCAGCGACUCUUCCAACUCUGUUGCCACCAACCUACAGUAUGUAGCAGCCACCGUUAUUUCCAACGCUAAGUGCGCCGCCACCUACGGCACCAACAUUGUCACCUCAUCCAACAUCUGUAUCGCCACAACUGGCGGCAAGUCCACCUGCAGCGGUGACUCUGGCGGCCCAUUGGUGCUCGAGGCUAGCAAGGUCCUGGUUGGUGUGACCUCCUUUGGUGCUGCUGCUGGCUGCCAGCUGGGCUACCCAGCUGCCUUCACCCGUGUGACCGCUUUCCUCUCCUGGAUCAACGCUAAUACAAACAUCUCCUACUAAAUGUCAGAAACUUCAAACACAUAAUAAAAACAAAGCAUUUAA
Messenger RNA from Drosophila navojoa, 892 nucleotides. RefSeq names its product Jonah 65Aiv (gene Jon65Aiv). Gene Ontology annotation, molecular function: serine-type endopeptidase activity. The record is from RefSeq and is a predicted model, not a curated record. Lineage: Eukaryota; Metazoa; Arthropoda; Insecta; Diptera; Drosophilidae. Gene Ontology annotation, biological process: proteolysis.